Aspergillus puulaauensis is the source of this 807-nucleotide messenger RNA. RefSeq lists its product as uncharacterized. Lineage: Eukaryota; Fungi; Ascomycota; Eurotiomycetes; Eurotiales; Aspergillaceae. Gene Ontology annotation, molecular function: hydrolase activity. The record is from RefSeq and is a predicted model, not a curated record. The transcript is spliced from 3 exons. Bases 1 to 807 code for a protein of 268 amino acids.
AUGACCUGCGAAGCCUGCCGCACCAUCCCACCGGUUAUCUCUGAGGGCUAUACCCCCCAAGGAACCUCAUCUGCCAUCGAUGGACUAGACUUCGAUACCUGUACUCCUUACCAACAGCAUCUCUUGAAAAAAGACUUCUGUGUUAACAAAACAGACAUAACCGGUCCCACGACCGCCAAAACCGCCAUCCUAACAAUCUACGAUAUCUUCGGCAACUCCCCUCAAACCACACAAGGCGCCGACCUCCUUUCAGCCCGCCUCAACGCCCUCGUCCUGAUCCCCGAUUUCUUCAAAGGCGACGGCGCAAAGCAGGAAUGGAUCCCGCCAGACACGGAGGAGAAGACGGCGGCCCUGAUGGCGUUUGUCCGCGAGAAGGCGUCGUGGGCGGAUGCGGCCAAGGGGAUCAAUGGCGUUGUGGAUGCGUAUAGGGCUGCAUUCCCGUUUGUCGGGAAAUGGGGCGCUUAUGGGCUUUGCUGGGGUGGGAAAGUGCUGGCUUUGGGUUCUGGGGAGGGGUCGCCUUUUAGUGGGACGGUGCAGGUUCAUCCUGGACGGAUGGCCAAAGAAGAUGCGGAGACGUUGACGAUUCCUCAUGCGAUUCUUGCGUCCAAGGAUGAGCCUGCCGAUGAAGUUGAGGCAUAUGAUGAGGUUAUCAAGAGGAAGAGGCUGGGCGGUUUUGUGGAGACGUACGGGGACAUGUGGCAUGGGUGGAUGGGGGCAAGGGCUGAAUUGCAGAAGGAGGCCAGUCUGAAGGAGUAUACUCGAGGAUAUGGACAGCUGGGGGAUUUCUUUGAGAAAUGUUUGUCAUAG